Messenger RNA from Blepharisma stoltei, 1218 nucleotides. The record is from the annotation of a GenBank genome assembly. NCBI's taxonomy places the organism in Eukaryota, Ciliophora, Heterotrichea, Heterotrichida, Blepharismidae.
AUGUCAGAGUUUCUCGAUAUCUGUCCCACUCACAGAGAAAAUUGGCUCACAUGUGGCCCUUGCCUAGAAACUGCCUCAGCAGUCUGGUCCUUUGAGCAAGACAACCACAAGCUUCAAAAAGACCUUCGGCAUUUGAAAUCCCUUACAUUCAAUCUGGAAGAAAAACUGAAAAACCUUGAGCUUGCCUUCUCAGAUAUGCCCAAAAACUCAUUGCUACCAGAGUCAAAGCUUCCACUCUCCUACGUCAAAAAGCACUCCCUCAAAGACUACCUUCUCGACAUGCAAGUUCCCACCAAUUUUUUCACAAUCAUAAGAGACCAACAGCUUUCAAUCAGUUUCCUCCUCCAAACAGGCGCAAUUCCCACCGAAAAGAAAUGCGAAUGUGGGAACGAUAUGGUCCUUGCACACGAUGAUAUGCGUAAUGAAUAUAUAUUCAUAUGUGACUGCAGCAAACAAAAAAGUCUGAUUCAAGGCAGCAUUUGGGAAGGCACCAGACUGUCCCAGGAUAAAAUUUUGAUGUAUAUUUUCCUAUGGGCGAUGAACCUUGGCGAUAAAGAAAUCACUCAGCUUAUUGAUAUCAAUAAAAUUGAUGCCAUGUGUAUUGAUGCAAAACUUAGAAAAAUCAUAUCAGAGCAUUUCAUCAGAACUCUUCCAAAGUUCAAAGGAAUUGUAGAAAUUGAUGAGUCUUGCUUCAGAAAUUCAAGCAAAGUUCUUUCAUUUGGACAGAGUGCACCUGAAAAGUGGGUGUUUGGGCUGUACGAAAGAGAGUCAAAAAGAGUUUAUAUGGAGGUCGUCGCAAAAAGAACAACUGCAUAUUUAUUGCCAAUAAUUCAGAGUCAUUGUGAAAUAGGCACUACAAUAAUUUCAGAUCAAUGGGCUGCUUAUAAUAAACUUCCAGAGCUCGGGUUUCCUCAUUUUACAGUUGACCACUCAAGGUUUUUUGUAAAUCCUCACAGCAGAGAAAUUCAUACUCAGCAUAUCGAAAUUUCUUGGUGCUGGGCAAAAUAUGAUAUCAAGAGAAAAUACAGAAAAAUGAGCUGUCUUCAAGAAUACCUGAACGUUUUUUGCUGGAAAAGACAAUUUAAGAACAAUAAAAAUAAGAUAGGCGAGAUUGGAGAUAUCAUGAAAGCUCUACUGGAAUUAAUAAGCUCCUAUCAAAAGAAUUUGGGCAUGGAAAAGUUGGAGAAGGACGAUGAAGCUAUGUCUGCAAGUAAUUAA